AACAUACGGUACAUAUUUGUUUGGAGUUUGCAUAGGAACGUACUAGAACGUAGAACCUACGGCACCGUAUGACUCUUACACUAAUGGAGGGGGUGGAAAUUUAAUUUUUUUUGAAAUCAAAAACAAACCCAUGGAACGAAAGAAACAAUACACAGACUCACUCACGCCAAACAACCAAACUGCUGUUCACCACCACUACGUUCCCUCCUGCCGCACGCACGGAACGAAUACGAAUACGAWCACGAACGGCAAGMAAGAGGGCGACGGCGAAAAAACAAUGGCGACGACUCCCCAAGCAACAACGUCUACAACGGCAUCGUCGAUCCGGAUCCUGCUGGUCUCGGACUUUGACCUGCGGUCGACCUCCCGGCUGGCGGAAUCUCCCCUUUUGUCCUCGAGCAACCGAGCCGCUGUCCAUCGGCGAGCGAAACGCAGAAACGGAGACGGCGGCCGACCGAUCCAUCCCCUCCUCGAACGCAGCGUCGAUCUGUGCAUCGCCGUGAACGCAAGCGCGGGCGCUACUCCAAGCCAUCGCGGGGACACCGCGGCGGCUCCUUCCUACGACGGGGACGACGAGCUUCUGUCCUACUACAAAGGAAAAGAGCGGAGGGACCGGAUUCUUUUUGCGGCGGGAAGGGACCGACAAUCGCCCGCGCAAACGGGUGCGGAUGCGGAGGCCAGCGGCAACAGCAACAGCAACAGCAACAGCAACAGCAACGCCUGCGACUACGCCGACAACGGAACCGUCGUUUUGCAGCUCCUCGGCCGGUCCCGGCCCGGCCUUUCGGGGGUUCUGGGUCCUCCCGGCGGCACCGAGGCCGAACCCGGCGACCGCUCGCCCUCCUUUCGGGACGUUCCGGUCCCGGUCCCUCUUCCUCCGCUGGCGCAGCCCGUCUUUCACGGCGAAGGAAACUGCAACGGCAAUCGCGACGGGAUUGGCGGCGAUGCCACGCCCUUCCCGGGCAACGACGAAAACGACGGAAAAUCCAGCAACAGCGAGAAUUCKGGUAGAGAAAUCGGGGACGGCCAUCGUCCCGACAACAGCGACAGAAGCAACGACAGAAGCAUCUGUCGCCACCACCGACGCUUUCCCCUACCGAGCGUGGGCGGGCCCGAAGAACUCGCCGCCCGGCUAGGACUGAUCACCGCGUCCCUGGCACAGCUAGAAUCGAUCGUGUGCCGGGUGGCCUAUCUGGUGGACGACAUGGUGCUGGUCCACAAUAACAGCGAUCCGUCCCACCACGCGGCAAACAUCAGCGACAACAACAGCAGCAGCAGCAUUAGCGGCGAUGGAAAUGGCCAUCAGCAGGGAUACAAGUACCGGCGACUGACCUCCAAUUCGCUCGACAUUGCCAACCGCUGGCUCCCCCUUAUCCACGGACUGGGAAUUGGCGGAAUGAUCGGAGGAGAAAAGGGUGGUUCCCUCGAAAAGAUCUUGCGACUGGCACACCCAGCCGUAUGGGGAGGAACCAGYGAUACCGGCAACAGUAUCGGCAAYGGCAUCGRCAAUGGUGUCGGYAAUGGUAUCGGCAAUGGUAUCGGCAACAAAGAGCAAACCGCCACCAAUGGUCAACGCUGCCACCCCCAUCUCUUUCAGUCCAUUGUCGUAAACACGGGCCAACCCGCUUCGCAGCCCGGCGUGCCGAACGAACCCCACRAUCCGGAAUCCGCAUCCCCAUCCUUUGUGGGGGACCACUGCUUGCUGGAAAUCGCGGCCGGAGCUAGGGGACGCCGGCGAAGGGAAAACGGGGRCAGCACCGGGAAAUCGCCGUCCGUGGUGUUUCCGGGGAGCCUGCGGGCCGACGGCGAGUUUUGUUUGAUCGAUCUGGUGCGGAGAACSAAGGACAACGACAACGGCGACAACGACAACAUUGCCAGCGGUGCAACCACCCGGGAAUUCCUCUGGGAAGUCGAGCGGACGCAGCAUUUCYGCCUGGACUGACGGUAGUGCAGAGCAGUGAAUAUGCGUUGGUUCGGCCCGUCCUUGCGGGAUCAAUGGCGACCGAGUGCGUCACAAUU
Molecule: messenger RNA, 2019 nt
Organism: Pseudo-nitzschia multistriata
Lineage: Eukaryota; Bacillariophyta; Bacillariophyceae; Bacillariales; Bacillariaceae
Source: the annotation of a GenBank genome assembly